Messenger RNA from Colletes gigas, 1662 nucleotides. It is a transcript of the gene wds, whose product is annotated as protein will die slowly. The record is from RefSeq and is a predicted model, not a curated record. Gene Ontology annotation, molecular function: histone binding. The transcript is spliced from 8 exons. Lineage: Eukaryota; Metazoa; Arthropoda; Insecta; Hymenoptera; Colletidae. Gene Ontology annotation, cellular component: Set1C/COMPASS complex. Bases 41 to 1048 code for a protein of 335 amino acids.
CGUAAAUCGUUGAUAUAUUGUGAUCGAAACUCAUCCGAAAAUGGUACCACUUGGACCUUCACCAGGGCAUCAGUCAUCCGUCAAUAAUACCGCAACUGCACCUCCUGCCACUGGAACAAAAAGCAGUUCCACACUGAAACCAAAUUAUACUCUGAAAUAUACAUUAGCAGGUCAUACUAAAGCAGUUUCUUCCGUGAAAUUUAGUCCUAAUGGAGAGUGGCUUGCAAGUUCUUCUGCUGACAAAUUAAUAAAGAUAUGGGGAUCCUACGAUGGAAAGUUUGAGAAAACCAUAUCUGGCCAUAAGCUUGGUAUCUCAGAUGUAGCAUGGUCUAGUGAUAGUAGACUAUUGGUAUCUGCAUCUGAUGACAAAACUUUAAAAAUUUGGGAAUUAAGUUCCGGGAAAUGUUUAAAAACAUUGAAGGGUCAUAGUAAUUAUGUUUUCUGUUGUAAUUUUAAUCCACAGUCGAAUCUUAUAGUUUCUGGCUCUUUCGACGAAAGCGUUCGAAUAUGGGACGUAAGGACCGGAAAAUGUUUAAAAACGUUACCCGCUCAUUCGGAUCCCGUAAGCGCGGUACAUUUUAACAGGGAUGGAUCGUUGAUCGUGUCUAGUAGUUACGACGGAUUGUGUCGAAUUUGGGACACAGCAUCAGGCCAGUGCUUAAAAACUUUGAUAGACGAUGAUAAUCCUCCAGUAUCUUUCGUAAAAUUUUCACCAAAUGGAAAAUACAUUUUAGCUGCAACAUUAGAUAACACGUUAAAACUUUGGGACUACAGCAAAGGAAAAUGCUUAAAAACGUACACUGGCCAUAAAAACGAAAAGUACUGUAUAUUCGCAAAUUUUUCCGUCACGGGAGGAAAGUGGAUCGUUUCGGGUUCGGAGGACAAUAUGGUAUAUAUUUGGAAUUUGCAGACCAAAGAGAUCGUGCAGAAACUGCAAGGACAUACAGAUGUCGUACUAUGCACAACGUGCCACCCAACGGAUAACAUUAUAGCUUCGGCCGCUCUUGAAAAUGACAAAACUAUCAAAUUAUGGAAAAGCGACACGUAGAAGGGACACGUCGGUUAUGGAUGGUUUUAUUGAAACUUUCAAGGUGCUUUUGCACUUGUUGAAUACACACUCUCUUUUUUUUUUUUUUGUCUCCGAGGCUUUCUUAAUUCUCGAUCGCAGCACUAUUUGUAAUUUCGACGGUCGAUUCGUCUUCCGUGUUACCGUGGAAAGUGGAAUUUCAGUUUCAUAAGCGUAGAGCUCUGGAUGUGGUACCGAACGUUAAUUCGGAAAAUGCAACUUCAAACGCCAUACACGAGUGCGCGCACAAUCUAAUCUACAUAGGAUUCUAAUUAAAAUCCAUUAAGCUGAGUAGACCAUGUUAGAGAACAGCAACGCUUGAACUAAUGGUUUAAAAGAUAAAAGGGCACAAGCAUAAAAUGUAAAUGGCAAAGUUAUAUGCUUAGAUGAACAAUUUCCUCAUUUUUGAUAUUUAUCGUAUAGUUAGUCACUUUAUUCUUGCAUCUAUGCGCCACUUAUAAAAACACGUAUAUAGUUUUUCGUGUAUAGUCCAAAAUAAAACAGUGCGUAGAGAUAUUAUUAAACAGUUAACAUGUAUUAAAAAAAAAAAAAUAAAAAGAAUAAGGAAUCAAGCGAAUCAAAACGAAUGCUUGUAA